AAUCACGAAUGCAAGUUUGUGGCCAAAAUGCGGAAAGGCACUUUGAUUCUCAUCGCCGUAGUUAUGACGGUUUGCCUUUUUGCGAAUGUAACUGGAGUAACUCGAUGCAAGGGGAAGCCCAAGGAUUCAAAGUGUGCCGGGAAUCUGGAUGGCGGUAACAAUCGCAAAAGCAAGUGCAAGAAAUCGGCCAACAAAAACAUGUGGCACUACAAUGCACUGACAAAAAACUGCACACAAUUGAAUUACCUGGGAUGUGGUGGCAAUGAUAAUCGCUGGUGCACAAAAGCCUUAUGUGAAGGCUGUCGACGACCAAGAUGA
Drosophila mauritiana is the source of this 318-nucleotide messenger RNA. Its product is annotated as protease inhibitor carrapatin. NCBI's taxonomy places the organism in Eukaryota, Metazoa, Arthropoda, Insecta, Diptera, Drosophilidae. The transcript is spliced from 2 exons. Gene Ontology annotation, molecular function: serine-type endopeptidase inhibitor activity. The record is from RefSeq and is a predicted model, not a curated record. The coding region runs from base 28 to 318 and encodes 96 amino acids.